This is a messenger RNA of Penicillium atrosanguineum, 1278 nucleotides long. RefSeq names its product acyl-CoA dehydrogenase family protein. The transcript has 5 exons. Gene Ontology annotation, molecular function: acyl-CoA dehydrogenase activity; flavin adenine dinucleotide binding. Lineage: Eukaryota; Fungi; Ascomycota; Eurotiomycetes; Eurotiales; Aspergillaceae. Bases 1 to 1278 code for a protein of 425 amino acids. The record is from RefSeq and is a predicted model, not a curated record.
AUGUCUUUUUCUAACUUGCCGUUCGCCGACCCUUUGUGGCUGAACCGGCAACACAGUCCGUACUACAAAGAAUCGCAUCGCAAGCUGCAAAAAGAAAUUCGCGAGUAUGUGGAUGAGUAUAUCGCACCAUUUUGUGGAGAAUGGGAGAAAGAAGGACUCAUUCCGCCCGAGGUUCAAAGGCGCCACGCAGAGCUAGGAUAUACAGCCGUCGCGUCAUUCCCACUGGCAGCAAAUUAUUUGGACGGUCAACGACUUCCUGGCGAUAUUAACCCCCAUGAGUGGGAUGGUUUCCACGAUAUCAUAGUGAUUGACGAGCUGGCUCGCUGCGGAUACCUUGGUGUUGUUUGGGCACUUGGAUGCGGAAACUCGAUCGGCGGACCGCCUGUUAUCAACUUUGGGAAUGAAGAACAGAAGAGACGCUUCCUUCCGGAUAUGCUGAAGGGGAACAUUCGAUUCUGCCUGGGUGUGACUGAGCCUGAUGCCGGAUCUGAUGUUGCUGGAAUUACCACUAUUGCCGAGCGGAGAGGCAAUAUCUAUAUUGUCAAUGGGGCAAAGAAAUGGAUCACGAACGGCAUCUUUGCAGACUUUUGCACUGCGGCUGUGAGGACAGGGGGAGAGGGCACUGAGGGUAUCUCAGCACUGGUUAUUCCGAUGAAAGCCCCCGGAGUAACAUGUAGGAAGAUCGAGAACUCAGGUGUGCAUGCUAGUGGAUCAACCUACAUUGAGUUCGAUCAGGUUGAAGUCCCCGUUGCCAAUCUGCUGGGAGAAGAAAACAAAGGGUUUCCUGUCAUUAUGAAUAACUUCAACCAUGAGCGCCUCUGGUUGGCCUGCACAUCCCUCCGCAUGGCACGCGUCUGCGUAGAGGACGCUUACCAGCACGCCAUUACCCGUGAGACAUUCGGCAAAAAGCUCAUCGAGAACCAAGUUAUUCGCUCAAAGUUCAGUGAGAUGGCACGCGGUCUCGACUCAACUUACGCGUGGAUGGAACAGCUUGUGUACAUCUCCGAAACAGCCAAGAAGAAUGGAACAGAUGCUGGAAUGGGAGGCCUGUUCGCGAAUUUGAAGGUGUUGGCGGGCCAGACUCUGGAGAGGGUCAACCGAGAGGCGCAACAGGUCAUGGGUGGACUUGGGUACUCUAAAAAUGGUCGUGGCUCCAGAAUUGAGCAGGUCAGUCGAGACGUUAGGGUGAUGGUUGUUGGGGGUGGAAGUGAGGAGAUCUUAUCGGAAUUGGCUGUCAAUCAGGAGGUCAAGACGAUGAAGAAGCAGAGUAAACUCUAG